CAGCGCUGGAGAUGCCUGUGUUUGUUGGAUGUUGAGGAUUAAAGAUGGCCACCAGCAGGAGGAGCGGGGAUAGUAACCACUUCGGAAUUACGGCAUUAUUUAUCAUGUAUGAAUAAUAAUAAUAAUAAUAAAAAGAGGACGAGAAAGGCGCCUUCGACAUUUUUUGCAAAUACACAUUCCUUUCCUCGACCCCGCUCCCUGACGAUAUAUGCACCGAUUCAUUGCGCCGGCUUCGUCCUGAGAAAGCAGCACAAGAUGAACAUGGUGAAGAGGAUCAUGGGCCGGCCGCGCCAGGAGGAGUGCAGCCCGCAGGACAACGCACUGGGCCUCAUGCACCUGCGGCGCCUCUUCUCCGAGCUCAGCCACCCGCCGCGUCACAUGACCCAGAAGGAACAGGAGGAGAAGCUGUAUAUGAUGCUGCCCGUCUUCAACCGGGUUUUUGGGAGUGCCCCUCCCAGCACGAUGACGGAGAAGUUUUCUGACCUGCUGCAGUUCACCACCCAGGUCUCCCGGCUGAUGGUGACGGAGAUCCGGCGACGAGCGUCCAACAAAUCGACAGAGGCAGCCAGUCGAGCUAUCGUGCAGUUUCUGGAGGUGAACCAGAGCGAGGAGGCGAGCCGUGGCUGGAUGCUACUGACCACCAUCAACCUGCUGGCCUCGUCUGGACAGAAAACGGUGGACUGCAUGACGACCAUGUCGGUACCCUCCACGCUUGUGAAGUGUCUGUAUCUGUUCUUCGACCUGCCGCAUUCACCCGAGACCCCGGGCGCGGCUCAGACGGAACUGCCACUGGCCGACCGCCGCGCUCUGCUGCAGAAGGUCUUCGUGCAGAUCCUGGUGAAGCUGUGCAGCUUCGUGUCGCCCGCUGAGGAACUGGCCCAGAAGGACGACCUGCAGCUGUUGUUCAGUGCCAUCACCUCCUGGUGCCCGCCCCAUAACCUGCCAUGGAGGAAGAGCGCCGGCGAGGUGCUCAUGACCAUCUCACGGCACGGCCUCAGCAUCAAUGUGGUCAAGUACAUUCAUGAGAAGGAGUGCCUGUCCUCCUGCAUCCAGAACAUGCAGCAGUCAGACGACCUUUCUCCUCUGGAGAUUGUGGAGAUGUUCGCCGGCCUCUCCUGCUUCCUGAAGGAUUCCAGUGACGUCUCACAGACUCUGCUGGACGACUUCCGAAUGUGCCAGGGAUAUACCUUCCUCUGUGACCUUAUGCUCAGGCUGGAGCAGGCCAAGGAGGAUGACUCCAAAGACGCCCUGAAAGACCUGGUGAACUUGGUGACGUCCCUCACCACGUACGGCCUGAGCGAGCUGAGGCCAGCCGCCCUCACCACAGGCGCGCCCUUCCUCCUGCCAGGUUUCGUUGUGCCGCAGCCCUCCGGCAAAGGUCACACAGUAAGGAAUAUCCAAGCCUUCUCGGUGCUCCAGAAUGCAUUCCUAAAAGCCAAAACCAGCCGCCUGACGAGCAUCAUCCUUGAUGCUAUCUCCAACAUCUACAUAGCCGACAACGCCAACUACUUCAUCUUGGAGGCACAGCACACGCUCUCCCAGUUUGGCGAGAAGAUCGCCAAGCUGCCGGAGGUGCAGGCCAAGUACUUCGAGCUGCUGGAGUUUGUGGUCUUUAGCCUGAACUACGUGCCCUGCAAGGAGCUGUUCAGCAUCAGCGUUCUUCUCAAGGCCAGUGCGUCCUACCAGUGCAGCAUCACCGCCAUGCGCACCCUGCUCAAGCUCAGCCGCCACGACCCCAUCUUCAGCGAGGUCUUCCGGGAGGUGGGCCUGCUCGAGGUGAUGGUGACCCUGCUGCACAAGUAUGCUGCUCUCAUGAAGGACCCCACGCAGGCCUACAAUGAGCAGGGUGAAUCGAGAAACAACCGAGUGGCAGAGGAUCAGAAGCAGCUGGCCUGGCUGGUGAUGGAGACCCUCACCGUUCUUCUCCAGGGCUCCAACACUAAUGCAGGUCAGUUCCGCGAGUUCGGCGGGGCCCGCUGUGUACACAACAUCGUGAAGUACCGGCAGUGCCGCGAGCACGCCUUGAUGAUCAUCCAGCAGCUGGUGCUGUCCCCGAGCGGCGAGGACGACAUGGGCACGCUGCUGGGCCUCAUGCACUCGGCGCCCCCCACGGAGCUCCAGCUGAAGACCGACAUCCUCAGGGCCCUGCUGGCGGUCCUCAGGGAGAGCCACCGCACGCGCACGGUCUUCCGCAAAGUGGGCGGCUUCGUGUACGUCACCUCGCUGCUGGUGGCCAUGGAGGGUUCCCUCUGCGCGUUGCCCCGGAACGGCUGGGAGAAGGCCAACCAGAAGCAGGUCUUCGAGCUGCUGCACACGGUCUUCUGCACGCUGACGGCCGCCAUGCGCUACGAACCCGCCAACUCGCACUUCUUCCGCACGGAGAUCCAGUACGAGAAGCUGACCGACGCCGUGCGGCUGCUCGGCUGCUUCUCCGACUCCAAGAAAGUGGGCCGAGCCGCCGUGCUGCCCUCCAACUCGCAGCCGUUCCAGAGGCUUCUGGAGGACGACGCCGUGCUGGUGGACAGUGUGUGUCCCACGCUGAGGCACUGUAGCAAACUCUUCAUUUAUCUAUACAAAAUGGCCACCGACUCCUUCGACAGCCGUGCUGAGCAGGUGCCCCCCUGCCUGACGCAUGAGAGCUCCCUGCCCUCCCCCUGGGGAACGCCAGCGCUCACCCGGAAGAGACACGGCUAUGGGAUGUCGGCCGCCGCCCCCCCUGCCUCCAAGGUGGUGGCCGACCUGAAGUUUCAGCUGGGAAAUGGCGCGCAGCCCUCCUCCGACGUGGUGAUCAUCCACCCCGGGGGGGCACUGGCCAUGCUGGACCUGCUGGCCUCGGUCAGCUCGGAGAGCCAGCCUGAGAGUGAUUACUCUGCCGUGCCUUGGAAUGAUUGGUUUGCUGUGCCUCGGAAUGAUUGGUUUGCUGUGCCUCGGAAUGAUUGGUUUGCUGUGCCUCAGAGUGAUGGCCUCAGAGUGAAAAACAGUAUGACAAUGUCUAUGGAGGGCUUCGGGCCGGACAGUGUCUUCACUGUGAACGAGGACAACAGCCAAUACAGAAUCAGCAGGAGUCUGGUCCGCUCAGCAGAAGGAUGCACCGUACCGCUGACUAGAGUGAAAUGCCUGGUCUCCAUGACAACGCCUCACGACAUCAGGCUACACGGCUCAUCUGUCACGCCAGCCUUCGUGGAGUUCGACACCUCUCUAGAAGGGUUCGGUUGCCUGUUUCUGCCUAGUCUGGCACCCCAUAAUGCCUCUACCAACAACGUCAACACGUCGGGAGUCAGUGAAGGAGCAGUGGUCAGCGGGAUGGGGACCGGGGAGCGCCUGUUCCCACCUCCCUCGGGCCUGACCUACUCCUCCUGGUUCUGCAUCGAGCACUUCAGCACCGCGCUGCACAGCCACCCGGUGCGGCUGCUGACGGUGGUGCGUCGUGCCACGUCCUCGGAGCAGCACUAUGUGUGCCUGGCCAUUGUGCUGUCGGCCAAGGAUCGCUCACUCACCGUCUCCACCAAGGAGGAGCUUCUCCAGAACUACGUGGACGACUUCAACGAGGAGUCAUCCUUCUACGAGAUCCUGCCCUGCUGUGCCCGCUUCCGCUGCGGUGACCUCAUCAACGAGGGACAGUGGCACCACCUGGUGUUGGUGAUGAGUAAAGGCAUGCUUAAGAACAGCACAGCGACGCUGUAUAUCGACGGCCAGCUGGUCAGCACAGUCAAGCUUCACUACAUCCACAGCGUCCCGGGCGGCUCUGGGUCCACCAACCCCCCGGUGUUGAGCACGGUGUACAGUUACAUCGGCACCCCCCCUGCCCAGCGCCAGCUCUCCACGCUGCUGUGGCGCCUCGGGCCCACCCACUUCCUGGAGGAGGUGCUAACAGCCACCAGCGUCUCCACUGUUUACGAGCUGGGCCCCAACUACGUGGGCAGCUUCCAGGCUGUCUACCUGCCAUGUAAAGACCCCAAAGGAGAGGCAGCCCCCCCGUCCCCCGUGGCACUCGUCCCUGAGGAGAAGGUGUCCUUCAGCUUGUAUGCACUCUCUGUGUCUACCCUCACCGUGGCCAAAAUCAGGAAGGUCUACAACAAGCUGGACAGCAAGGCCAUCGCCAAGCAGUUGGCGGUUUCCUCUCAUGAGAACGCCACCCCAGUCAAGCUCAUCCACAACGCUGCUGGACACCUCAAUGGCCCUGCUAGGACCGUAGGUGCUGCCGUCAUUGGCUACCUGGGGGUCCGAGCGUUUGUGCCGAAGCCUGUGGCGACAAACCUCCAGUACAUUGGGGGUGCAGCCGCCAUCCUGGGCUUGGUGGCCAUGGCCUCAGACGUGGAGGGGCUGUACGCCGCGGUCAAGGCGUUGGUGUGUGUCGUCAAGAGUAACCCUUUGGCCAGCAAGGAGAUGGAGCGUAUCAAAGGCUACCAGCUCCUGGCCAUGCUGCUGAAGAAGAAGCGCUCUUUGCUGAACAGUCAUAUCCUUCACUUGACCUUCUCCCUAGUGGGCACGGUUGACAGUGGCCAUGAGACCUCCAUCAUCCCCAACUCCACUGCAUUUCAGGACCUGCUUUGUGAUUUUGAUGUUUGGCUCCACGCUCCUUAUGAACUGCACCUGUCUCUGUUUGAGCAUUUUAUUGAGCUCUUGACUGAAUCCAGCGAGGCGGCGAAGAACGCUAAACUCCUGAGGGACUUUCAGCUGAUUCCCAAACUGCUGCUGACGCUGCGGGACACGUCCCUGUCCCAGCCCACCAUCGCCGCCAUCAGCAGUGUCCUCAGCCUCCUGCUUCAAGGCUUUCCCAAAAGCUGUGACCUUCUCCGGUUUGGCCAAUUCAUUGCCUCCACUCUGCCCACGUUUGCGGUCUGUGAAAAAUUUGUCAUCAUGGAAGCCAACAGCGAAGAAAAAAUAGAUGGAACAAAUGAGGACGAUUUUGCCGGCCACCUGUCUGCCAAUCUCAUCCUCCUGAGGAACCGGCUCCUGGACAUUUUGCUGAAGUUGCUCUUCACCUGCAAGGAAAAGUGCACCGUGAAUGCACAGGCAUGCGAGGAACUGGUGCGCACACUGGGCUUCGACUGGCUGCUCAUGUUCAUGGAGGAGCACCUGCACUCCAGCACGGUGACGGCAGCCCUACGGAUCCUGGUGGUCCUGCUGAGUAACCAGUCCAUCCUGGCCCGCUUCAGGGAGGGGAUGUGCGGAGGCGGUUGGCUGGACCACACCGACUCCGUCAUCACUAACAAGAUUGGCACCGUGCUGGGUUUCAACGUGGGCAGGAACGCAGGCGGCAGGUCCACGCUCCGCGAAAUCAACAGGGAGGCCUGCCAUUUCCCAGGGUUCCCUGUUCUCCAGACCUUCCUCCCCAAGCACACCAAUGUGCCCGAGCUGUACUUCCUGCUAAUGGCGCUGUUCCUGCAGCAGCCCGUUACGGAGCACCCCGAGAACCUGCAGGUACAUUUUGACCUGGACUCCAUCUGGACGUUCAUCUUCGGCGUGCCCGCCUCCAGUGGUGCUCUGGUGGGCUCCAUCAGCACCAUGUGUACGGAGGCCGCCUUCCUGCUGCUGGCCAUGCUGCGCAGCAUGCUCAACCUGCCCUGGCAGUCAGAAGAGGAAGGCUCCUGGGUGCGAGAGUAUCCGCUCACCCUCAUGCAGUUCUUCCGUUACCUCUACCACAACGUGCCCGACCUGGCUCACCUGUGGGUCAGCCCUGACUUUCUCUGCGCCCUGGCGGCUACAGUGUUCCCCUUCAACAUCAGGCCAUACUCCGAGAUGGUCAGUGACUUAGACGAUGAGGUUGGCUCUCCUGCUGAGGAGUUCAAGGCCUUCACAAGUGAUACAGGCAUGAACCGCAGCCAGUCAGAGUACUGCAAUGUUGGCUCCAAGACCUACCUGACCAACCACCCGGCCAAGAAGUACGUCUUUGACUUCAUGAGGGUGCUGAUCAUGGACAACCUGUGCAUGACCCCAGCCUCCAAGCAGGUGCCCAUCAUUGACAUCUUGUUGGAGUCCUCUCCAGAGCGCUCAACUCGAACCCAGCAGAAGGAGUUUCAGUCCUACAUCCUGGACAGUGUGAUGGAACACCUACUGGCUGCAGAUGUCCUUCUAGGUGAGGAAGCAUCGCUGCCCAUCGCCAGCGGAGGGAGCUACACGGUCCUGGUCAAUAAUGUGUUCUACUUCACCCAGCGGGUGGUGGACAAGCUGUGGCAGGGCAUGUUCAACAAGGACUCCAAGCUGGUGGUGGAUUUCAUCGUGCAGCUCAUUGGCCAGUCCAAAAGGAGAUCCCAGUCCUUCUCUCUGGACUCCAUCUACCACUGUCUGAACCGGACCAUCCUCUACCAACUGUCACGGCCUCAAAAAACCGUUCCGCAGCAGGUGGCGCUGCUGGACGCAUUGCGCAUACUCACGGUCAACCGCAACCUGGUUUUGGGCCCUGGCAACCAUGACCAGGAGUUCAUCGCAUGCCUGGCCCAUUGUUUCAUCAACCUACACACGGGGAGCUGCGUGGACGGUUUUGGCCUGGAAGCUGAAGCCCGCAUGACCACCUGGCACGUUAUGAUACCGUCGGAGACGGAGGCUGAUGCCUCACACAGCCAGGACGUCAGCGAAGGUCGCCACCUCCUGCUGAAAGCAGUGAACCGCGUCUGGACCGAGCUCAUACACAGCAAGAAGCAGGCACUAGAGGAGAUCUUCAAGGUGCCCCUGCCAACUAACGAGCGCGGCCAUGUGGACAUAGUCUCUGCCCGGGCACACGUCGAGGAGCUGGCAGCGAAGAAUUGGCUGAACCACCUUGCGCACGAGAAGAAGUGCAUCAGCCGCGGGGAGGCAGCUGCCCCCGUCGCCCAGUCCAAGCUGUCGAGGGUCAGCAGCGGCUUUGGCCUGUCCAAGCUGACGGGGGCCCGGCGUAGCAGGAAGGAGAGCGGCAUCAACAAGAACAAUCUGUCGGCACAGGAGACCUUCCAGUGGAUGUUUACGCACAUCGCAGUGGUUCGGGACCUGGUCACCAUGCAAUACAAAGAGUACCAAGAGAGGCAGCAGAACGCCCUGAAGUAUGUGACGGAGGAGUGGGCCGGCAUCGAGUACGAGCUGCUGCGGGAGAGGGGCCUCUGGGGCCCGCCCAUCGGCUCCCACCUGGACAAGUUCCUGCUGGAGAUGACAGAGGGGCCCUGCCGGAUGCGCAAGAAGAUGGUCCGUAACGACAUGUUCUACAUCCACUACCCCUACGUGCCCGACAGCGAGCCCGACGUCAGCACCCAGAAACCUAUUCGAUACCGGAGGGCCAUCAGCUACGACAGCAAGGAGUAUUACAUGCGUGUUCUGUCAGGGAACCCCGGCAUGUACCAGCACUCCAUCGAGCAGAGCUCCGAGGGGGUGACCACGCAGCACGAGCCCGAGCACGGAGAGGACACCAUCGCCAGGGUCAAAGGUCUGGUGAAGCCGCCGCUGAAACGCUCGCGCUCUACGGCGGACGGGGGAGACGAGGACGGACCGGAGCAGCUGCAGGACCAGCUGCUGGAGUCUGGGGCCGUGGACGAAGAGGAGAAAACGGACAACACUACCCUCCUGAGGCUCCUGGAGGAGGGGGAGAAGAUUCAGCACAUGUACCGAAGCGCUCGAGUCCAAGGCCUAGACACCAGCGAGGGUCUGCUGCUGUUUGGGAAGGAGCACUUCUACGUGAUCGACGGCUUCACCAUGACGAUGAACAGGGAGAUCCGCGACAUCGAGACACUUCCUCCAAACAUGCAUGAGGCAAUCAUACCCAGGGGAGCGAGGCAGGGCCAGAACCAGCUGAAGAGGACCUACAGCAUCUUCGCCUAUGAAGACAUCAAGGAGGUGCACAAGCGACGGUACCUGCUGCAGCCAAUAGCAGUUGAAGUCUUUUCAGGAGACGGAAGAAAUUAUCUGCUGGCAUUCCAGAAAGGGGUCCGGAACAAAGUCUACCAGAGGUUCCUAGCAGUGGUGCCCUCUCUAGCUGAUAGCUCAGAGUCUGUCUCCGGCCAGCGGCCCAACACCAGUGUUGAACAAGGGUCUGGAUUACUGAGUACUCUGGUGGGAGAGAGGUCCGUAACACAGCGUUGGGAGAGAGGGGAGAUCAGUAAUUUCCAGUACCUCAUGCACCUGAACACACUGGCAGGCAGGUCCUACAAUGACUUGAUGCAAUACCCUGUCUUCCCCUGGAUCCUUGCAGACUAUGAUUCAGAGGAACUGGACCUGAACAACCCCAAGACAUUCCGUAACCUGUCCAAACCCAUGGGGGCUCAGACGGAAGACCGGCUGAUCCAGUACAAGAAGCGGUUCAAAGACUGGGAGGACCCUAAUGGUGAAACCCCUGCUUACCACUAUGGGACUCAUUACUCCUCUGCUAUGAUCGUGGCCUCAUACCUGGUUCGAAUGGAGCCCUUCACUCAGAUUUUCCUCAGGCUACAAGGAGGUCACUUUGACCUGGCGGACAGGAUGUUCCACAGUGUCCGGGAGGCAUGGCUCUCCGCUGCCAAGCACAACAUGGCCGACGUCAAGGAGCUCAUCCCUGAAUUCUUCUACCUCCCGGAGUUCCUCCUCAACUCCAACAACUUUGACCUAGGCAGUAAACAGAAUGGCACCAAACUCGGUGAUGUGAUCUUGCCCCCAUGGGCCAAGGGCGACCCCAGGGAAUUUAUCCGGGUUCACCGAGAGGCUCUCGAGUGCGACUACGUCAGCGCCCACUUGCACGAGUGGAUAGACCUCAUAUUCGGAUACAAGCAGCAGGGGCCACCCGCCGUGGAGGCUGUCAAUGUCUUCCACCACCUCUUCUACGAGGGCCAGGUGGACAUCUACAACAUCAACGAUCCACUGAAGGAGACCGCCACCAUUGGCUUCAUCAACAACUUCGGGCAGAUCCCCAAGCAGCUGUUCAAAAAGCCGCACCCACCAAAACGAGUGCGCAGCCGGGCCAACGGGGAGCCGGCGGGCAUGCCCACGGGCCUCAGCACCGCUGCCGACAAGAUCUUCUUCCAUCACCUGGACAACCUGCGUCCGUCACUGGCGCCCGUCAAAGAGCUGAAGGAGCCGGUUGGGCAGAUCGUGUGCACCGACAAGGGCAUCCUCGCGGUGGAGCAGAACAAAGUUUUGGUACCGCCCACUUGGAACAAAACCUUUGCCUGGGGAUAUGCUGAUCUCAGCUGCAGGCUGGCCAACUACGAGUCAGAUAAGGCUGUCGUCGUGUAUGAGUGCCUGUCAGAAUGGGGUCAGAUCUUGUGUGCCAUCUGCCCUAACCUAAAGCUGGUCAUCACCGGGGGCACCAGCACCGCCAUCUGCGUUUGGGAGAUGGGCACGUCCAAGGAGAGGGCCAAGAUGCUUACUCUCAAACAGGCUCUGCUGGGUCACACAGACGCGGUGACGUGCCUGACGGCCUCCUCGGCCUACCACAUCAUCGUCAGCGGCUCGCGCGACCGCACCUGCAUCAUUUGGGACCUCAACAAACUGGCCUUUGUCACUCAGUUGCGGGGCCACCGGGCCCCCGUCUCUGCCCUCUGCAUCAACGAGCUCACGGGCGACAUCGUGUCUUGCGCAGGUACCUAUAUCCACGUGUGGAGCAUCAAUGGCAGCCCCAUUGUGAGCGUGAACACCUUCACCGGGCGCAGCCAGCAGAUUCUGUGCUGCUGCGUGUCCGAGAUGAACGAGUGGGACACACAGAACGUCAUGGUGACCGGCCACUCGGAUGGCGUGGUGCGGUUCUGGCGGAUGGAGUUCCUGCAGGUGCCAGAGACCCCAGCCCCAGAACCGCUGGAGCCCUCUGAGGUGUCGGACUGCUGUGGCGAGGACAAGAUCGAAGGCGGCGAGACCCACGAGGAUGACAGCAGCGACUCGGACGGCGACGAGCAGAACGGCAGCCGGGAGCCCAAGUCUGGGCCGAGGCAGCCGGGGGCGGCGGCCCGUCCGAAGGGGCCCGCAGGUCGGCUCGGCGCAUCGUGGUCAGCCGACAGCGGCUCUGACGACUCGCGCCGCUGGUCCGACACGCUAAGCCUAGACGAGAAGGAUGGCUUUGUGUUCGUCAACUAUUCAGAGGGGCGGACACGAUCCGGCCUGCAGCAGCCCGCCAACCCCCACCCCCACCCCCCCCUGGGGCUGCAUGGGGGGGUACCACAGCCCCUCCAGCCUUCAUCAAUGGAGGCUCGUCCCUACAGCCAGCUGCGACCUGGCUGCAGAUGGGAGCGUCAGCUGGUCUUCCGCAGCAAGCUGACCAUGCACACGGCGUUCGACCGCAAGGACAACGCCCACCCGGCGGAGAUCACCGCACUCGCCAUCUCCAAGGACCACAGUAAGAUCCUGGUGGGCGACGGGCGAGGCCGGGUCUUCAGCUGGUCCGUGAGCGACCAGCCAGGCCGUUCGGCCGCGGACCACUGGGUGAAGGACGAGGUGGUGGACAGCUGCUCCGGCUGCACCGUGCGCUUCUCCCUGACUGAGCGGCGCCAUCACUGCCGCAACUGCGGCCAGCUCUUCUGUCAGAAGUGCAGUCGCUUCCAGUCGGAGAUCAAACGGUUGAAGAUCUCCUCUCCGGUCCGGGUUUGCCAGAACUGUUAUUAUAAUCUUCAGCAUGAACGUGGAUCUGAGGAUGGCUCAAGAAACUAGCUCUCCUGCACCGGACCUGACCUGACCACGCGCCCAGUAAAGCCACUGACCCAACCCUGACAAAAGAAGAUCUCAACCCAAAUCAGGAGCCCCUCUCAUUUUCCUUUGUAUUGUGUAAUAAUUCAUGGGGGAAAAAAAGAGCACAGAGAUUACGUUUAACUUUCUCUGUGUGGCAGAUGAUGGGGAAAUUGGGGGAAAAUAAUCUGAAACUUUUUGGUGGCUUUAGAAAUCACCCUUCACCCCCCCCCCCCCAUAAUGUUUUGCUGCUUUUGUUAACAGCCCUCUAAACACCAUCAAGGAAUCACUCGCUUUUUAGAUUUUAGAUAGACAACAUAUUUAGGCCUCCCUUAGAAGAGCAAUGAAGCUGUUUAUAUUGUAAAUAAAUAUGAUGGCCUUUUUAACUAGAACAAAAAAACCCCUCUUGAAGAUGAGUUUUGCCUACAUAGGAACUUAGUAUGAAACAGUUCUGGGGGUAGAGAGAGUUUGUCUUUAGUCUGUCACAGAAACGAAGUGAAAAGGAAGGGCACUAUGAAUGUUAUUGGAAAAGAGAUUGGUUAAAUGCAAUUUUUUAUAAACAUUUUUGUUUACAGUAUUUGUUUUUGUUAAUAUGUUGCCCAUGGUACCGGCAUGAAAUCACAUGCUAACAAAGUCAUUCUGACUACAAUCAUGGAUCUUUUUCGAUGUUUGGGAUAUAUUUAUUUCUUCUGCAGCUUGCGGUGAAUUUGGGAUCCGAUUAUCUUCCGAGCUGGUGGGGAAACUAUUCGGAAACAUAUCAGAAAGUUUUUCUGUAUCUGUCCUCAGGUUUCUUUUAUACAGAAUUGCAAUGAUACAUUUGAGGGCGACAGCCUAUUAGCUGUUCAUAUUUUAAAAUACAAAGUCAAACUUUUAUACUAUGACAGGGCUAAAAUAAAAGAACAAAAAAAUUUGGUGAGUGCAGUUGGUAAUAUUGUACCUGUUGUGGCCUGUCUUUGUGGAUGUGGACAAAGGGAUUCUUAUUGGUUUUUAAUAGAUAUUUAAUUAUACAUGUAGUAUAUUUGGUAAAAAGUAUGGCUCUGUAAUAAAAUGUACGUAGAGAAAAACUUUUUAGGUGAGGGUAACGAGUUACUGACUAAUUCUGUGGAUGCUGUUAAGGGGUGCCUCUGAUUUUGAUUUUAAAACUUGGAGAAUAUGCCCUCGCUCAUCAAAAUAUUUGGUCGCAAAAAAUAUUGCAGCUUCAUAUAUUGACUUUUUUCAUUACAUUUCUCAGUGAUUAAAAUACAUGUGUAUUAAAAGGCAUUUGAAAGAUACUGAAACAUAGUAACUUGAAGCUAACUGAAGCAUGUGUGCCAGUAUAAAGGUGUGUGUCUCCUCUAAAUGUCAUGAAUUGCUGGUACUGUGGGCAACAAAACUGUUAUUUUAAAUGCUGCUUUAACAAUUAGAAAUGUUUUUUUUUCCUUCCUCAAAUGUUCAGGUCACUUUCACAGACGUUUCGUCUGAUGUAGCGCAACUGCAGCCCAUUUCUGAUAUAGCCUUAGAUUAGACUUUCUCUCUUAUUGUAUAGUGUGCAGUCUUAUAUCAUUAUUCAUGUACUGUAUGUAUAUCUAGCUUACAAUUAUGACAUCAGACUAAUUGGAUAUGCUGCUGAUUGGCAGCUUCCAAAACUAGGUGGCAAAAAUGAUCUGGGCAGUUUUGCACCACUUUGUGUACAAACAAAGGAAAAAUCUUAUCAGAUGUGUUUCCUUUUAGGCGCUAUGGUUGAAGGUUGUAUUUCUUUACAGAAAAACAAACUGUACAAAGUAUUUAUGCAAUUAUAUUGGUUUUAACAUUUUUAUACUAUCAUUUCAGCAAGUUUUGUUACUUGUUGCAUGUCUAAUAACACAGCUGACUUUCUGUGUCAGUGCAAUGUACAUGUUUUAUGUUUUUUUCUUUAUUUUUCUUUUGAUUGUUUGAUUUCCUAAGGCAUUAACUAAUUACUUAUCCCUGAAAAAGACUUUUUGUGUACAGUAAUGACUACAGGAUAGCAGAAAAGUGGAAAGGGGUGAAUUUUGUACAAAAUGAAAAUGGACAGAUUAAAUCAUUUGAUUAUUUUUGGUGGUCUUGUGCUAGACUACAUUACUACAGUAUCUAGUGUGCAGUCUGUGAUAGCUGAAUGUUCAUUGUAUAUUUGUCUUCAGUACAACUACAAAACAAAGAGUAGAUUAACCCAAAAGAAAUAUGUAACUAUAAUGCAAUAGAUCUGGUACAUCUUUUUUAUUUCAAUUAAAUUCCUGCUAUUUACCACCAGAA
Messenger RNA from Paramormyrops kingsleyae, 12843 nucleotides. The record is from RefSeq and is a predicted model, not a curated record. NCBI's taxonomy places the organism in Eukaryota, Metazoa, Chordata, Actinopteri, Osteoglossiformes, Mormyridae.